UCUCACUCUCUCUCUCUCACACUCCCUCCCUCUCCCUCUUCCCCCUCCGGACUCGGACAUGCAGCCCAGGUCGGCGGAGCCUCUCCGGCUCCAGGUCGCUCUGGACCAGAGGAAGAUGAGGGGGCGCAGAAAACGACAGGAUUUGUUGGGGUGGCAGAUCUGCGCACUGGGCAGCGUUCUGCUGCUGGUGUCCUGCAUCUCCAGCCUGGCCGAGAGAGCAGGCUAUUAUGUGGCGAGUCAUACUCCAGAGGUGGAUGACCAAUGGACGGGUCGGAGACUGAUGUCGCAAAGCAAUGAGAAUGACACCAAGACACGCUUGCAAUACUUCAAGAACUGCACUGAGCCUGCAAUUCAUGAAUUCCCCAGAGAUGCCUUCACAAAUGAAGAAAGAAGACAGGGAGCUUUCCUCCUGCACCUGCUCUGUGCCAUGUACAUGUUCUAUGCCCUGGCGAUUGUUUGUGAUGACUACUUUGUCCCUUCUUUGGAUAAGAUCUGUGAGCACCUGCAUCUCAGUGAAGAUGUGGCUGGAGCGACUUUCAUGGCAGCAGGAAGCUCAGCCCCUGAGCUUUUCACCUCCAUCAUAGCGGUCUUCAUCACGAAGGGGGAUGUAGGAGUCGGUACCAUUGUGGGCUCUGCUGUGUUCAACAUUCUCUGCAUUAUUGGAGUGUGCGGUAUUUUCUCGGGAAUGGUUGUGCCCUUGACAUGGUGGUCAUUGAUCAGAGAUUCCUCCUACUACACAUUGUCGGUGUUUGCUCUCAUCUUGGUUAUUUGGGAUGAUAAGGUUUCUUGGUGGGAGUCAUCGAUAUUGAUAAUAAUGUACUCAUUCUACAUCUUCAUCAUGAAAUUCAACACCUCAUUACAGAACUUCUUUGAGAGUAAAUGGAAGAAGAGUUCAGUGAACAUGGCGAAUGGGAAUGCAAAUAACACUGAAAUGGAUGACAACAGCAACUGUGAUGCGACUGUCGUUUUACUAAAGAAAGCCAACUUCUGCCGUAACUCCAGCGUGCUGAUGGUAGAUGAGCUUCUUUCAGCGUAUCCGCAUCAGCUCUCCUUCCCCGAGGCCAGUCUCAGGAUCAUGAUGACUAGCCAUUUUGGACCCAAAACCAGACUGAGCAUGGCCAGCCGCAUUAUCAUAAAUGAGAGACAACGACUCAUAAGCAGCAAAAACGUAUCCAAUGGAGAGCCCGAGGUCUCCAUUAAAAUCCCAGGCAAGCACAACAUUGAGAAUGGAACCGGACCAAGCUGCUCCUCCUCCGAGAGAGGUGUAAACUGCCAGAACAAGGACGAUGACCGGACCGAGACUGGGAACGAGACUGAGAAUGAGAAUGAGGAUAACGACAACAACGAGAAUGACGAGGAAGAGGAGGAGGAGGAGGUGAACAAUGAGCUUUAUGUUCCAUUUCACUUACCAAAGGGAAUAUUGCAUAUAGGAAAGUGGGCAGUUGCAUGGCCGCUGUGCAUUUUGUUGUACUUCACCAUUCCAAACUGCAGCAAGCCUCGCUGGGAGAAGUGGUUUAUGGUCACGUUCAUCUCGUCGACCCUGUGGAUUGCCGUUUUUUCAUACAUGAUGGUCUGGAUGGUGACAGUGAUCGGGUACACACUGGGAAUUCCAGAUGUAAUCAUGGGAAUUACUUUCCUGGCCGCUGGAACUAGUAUACCGGACUGCAUGGCCAGCCUCAUCGUUGCUAGACAAGGGUUGGGAAACAUGGCAGUCUCAAACUCCAUUGGGAGCAACGUCUUUGACAUCUUGGUGGGACUGGGUCUUCCCUGGACCAUACAGACGCUUGCAGUGGAUUACGGAUCAUAUAUAUCACUGAACAGCCAGGGGCUUAUAUAUUCAGUGGGAAUGCUGUUAGCUUCCGUUUUUCUCACAGUACUUGGUGUUCAUUUGAAUAAAUGGAAACUGGAUAGGAAGCUUGGGUGUGUGUCCUUUUUCCUCUACGCCAUCUUCUUAUCCUUCUCCAUCAUGAUGGAGUUCAAUGUUUUCACCUUUGUGAACCUUCCUAUGUGCCGAGACCAAUGAUGAUACAACGAGGAUGACUUGAGAGCAGCUUGGUAUCUGUGCAAUACAAAACUAACUACAUAGAGCUAGAGUCCUGUAGGUUUAUAGGGAGGAGCACUCUGGAGCUGUUUUUUCAAAGAACAUGAUCCAAGACGUAAUUUUCAACCUGUAUUGACGUGACCGUAUUUUGAACGUCUUUAUGUGGAUUUGUGACAAAAAAAAUAACUGUUCCGAUUUUGUUGGCUGCUAAUUAACUUGAGGCUGGAAACGCACCUGCCAUUUUUGUAGCUUCUCAGUAGAUUCGGGGAGGGGGGGAAAGAGUCUCUAUUUUGGCCUAAAAUGGAUGGAUGGGAGUGAUAGAGAUAAUGUGUGAUACUGUGGCACUUGCUGUUGAAGAAAACAAGGUUUUUCUUGGAUGCAAGGGAUCACCUUCCCUUGUAGCUGUAACCCCCUCCCCCCUCCCAUUUCCUAUGCCUCCAUUCUCUGUUCCCUCUCCCAGGGAGUGCUUAUAAACCAAGAGCACACAUAUCAUAUCAUCUUAGCCUUAUGCUCACCAAGCAUACCUACUACUGACAGGAAGAUGGAGUUGACAUUUGGAACCAACCACAUCCUUUCAUCCCUUACCUGAGUGGUGGAAUUUGAAAUCUUAAGGUAUUACAGUCUGUACUCAGACACCCAGACCCUCCUGCCAAGACUUUGAUUUAUUUUUCAGGAGGUGCAAUUGCACGAAACUUUUUAUUUGUAACAUUCACAUAGACAAUGGUACAUGUGUGUAUAUUGAUGGUAUGAAGAUGUAUAUAUCGGGAAUUUUUGUUCCUUUUCAAAAGGUAAGAAUAUAUAAAAUAUUAUAUUAAAAGUUUUACUCUUCUGCACAGUGUUAGAUUUGGAAAUAUAUUAAUUAAGGUGCAGAUAGUGGAGUUGAGGAAGAGAUGUUGCUCUAGUUUUGUGUGUACAGGUAGUUUUAAGAGUAAAGCAUGUUUUAAUUUAUAUAUUUAUAAAAACAGCACAGGAAGCCACCUUGCAGUUUCACAGCACAGUUUUACAGGAAUGUUCGACAGGAGAUCGGUGCACUUGUGCAUGCUUGAGCCACCGCUCUUAGUAAAUGUCCUAAUUCAGUUCUUACAGAAAAGCAAUGCUGGGGAAGACAGCUGAGAUUUAGUGCAUUGCUGUAGUUGGUAGAUUUGUAGACAAAAUUUGUUAAAUAACGGUUCUACAACACUGAUUGUAGUUAGUCGUCUUGAUCUGAAUGUCUGUUUUUUUCUAAAAAAAAGGUAAUAUGUAAACAAUACCACCGAAUCCCUGAAAUAUGAACAGAAAGGGGGUGGAAUAUUGUGCAGCAUAUCACACCUCAGCAACGUUUACAGGCCAACACUUACUGCUACGGAUAGUGUUAAAUCAUAUUUUCAACACAAACAAAGUUUUUUUGUGCUAGAGGUGCAAUGCACAAUGAGUUAACACACUGGAAGGUUCAACCCUUCAUAGAUAUUCAGGGUUGGGCUUUACCACUAGUGAAUCUUAUGUAAUGUAUUGUGAAUUAUUCACCAGCUGUUGUACUGCACUGUCAAUACUGCUCAGUGCCAAUCUCCCCUGUGUUGUGACUUCAGUAAAUAUCUUUACAGUGUUAA
Messenger RNA from Callorhinchus milii (elephant shark), 3627 nucleotides. RefSeq names its product solute carrier family 24 member 3 (gene slc24a3). Bases 59 to 2023 code for a protein of 654 amino acids. NCBI's taxonomy places the organism in Eukaryota, Metazoa, Chordata, Chondrichthyes, Chimaeriformes, Callorhinchidae. The record is from RefSeq and is a predicted model, not a curated record. Gene Ontology annotation, biological process: calcium ion transmembrane transport; intracellular calcium ion homeostasis. Gene Ontology annotation, cellular component: membrane. The transcript has 17 exons. Gene Ontology annotation, molecular function: calcium, potassium:sodium antiporter activity; calcium channel activity.